Molecule: messenger RNA, 3443 nt
Organism: Platichthys flesus (European flounder)
Lineage: Eukaryota; Metazoa; Chordata; Actinopteri; Pleuronectiformes; Pleuronectidae
Gene: nalf1a
Product: NALCN channel auxiliary factor 1a
Exons: 3
Coding region: 576-1745 (389 amino acids)
Biological process (GO): calcium ion import across plasma membrane
Cellular component (GO): plasma membrane
Molecular function (GO): stretch-activated, monoatomic cation-selective, calcium channel activity; protein binding
Source: RefSeq, a predicted model, not a curated record
UAGUUUCUGAUCAUAAAGACAGAACCUGGUUUUGACACGAGGCAACAAAAGGCUCCCCGUGGACUUUAUUGUGAAGGCGUACCCCGGAAGCCCAGCGGGUUAUUUGCCGCCGACCUGACACAGCUUCCUGCGAACACACGGUUCCUGGGCGAACAUGGUGGCAACUUGACAACGGCGUCGAUAUGAGGACGGUGAGGGCUUGAAGACGAGAGGAGGUCCGUCACAGGCUGCGGGCCCACCCGCCGACACCACAGGAGAACCGCUUCGCCAUGUUGGAGGAGGGCAGCGCACGACAGAGGCCGGGGGAAACGUAAAGGCGUCGGGGAGUGUUUGUGAAAACGACGCGCAGAGGAGGACAGCGGCUUCACCGGUCAGCCAUGGAGGAUGCGGCCCGUGGUCGCCAGCGCCUGAUUCCCCAUCCGAGCCCCGCUGCUUUCCAUGGGAAUUACCGGUGAUCGCGAAGGCCAGCCGGGACAACCCACCGCCCGACACCCGAGGGGAGGCGAACGCGGAGCCGACCCCACGUCAAUGACUGUUGCGGCAGAGGAGCCCCCACGGUGGCCGGUUCCCAAAAUAUGACCAGGGGUGCUGGGACGUGUUGGCAGCAAGAAGAUGACGACGGCUUCCAAAUCUGGCUAGAGCCCCCCCGAGACAACCAAAAGCCAUUCACCGACUCGGAGAGGGCGCAGCGAUGGCGACUGUCCUUGGCAUCCCUGUUGUUCCUCACCAUCCUGCUCUCUGAUCACCUGUGGUUCUGCGCCGAGGCCAAACUGGUCCGCACCCGGGACAAGUUCUCCUCCUCCUCCUCCUCCGUGCGCCUCUCCCCCCAGACCCACUCAGCGCACCCCAGCCUCAGAGGAAACCCAGAUGCUAUUUUUAUAGGAAACUCCACCAAACAUUUGUGGCGCCUCGAAACUUGCCACCGGGAUAGUUUAUCUAAGAACUGCUUCGCUAUCGCGGACGCCGACCAUCUGUGCAGGGGCCUUUCCGACCAAGAGGGGACGCGGGCGGCUGUAAAUAUGAGCGAUUUGUACCUUUCCUUUUGUAACUCCUACUCGCUGCUGGACCUGUUCUACGGAUCGACGAGUCCGGACAACCUGAACUGCAGCCUCGACGUGCUCGGCGACGGCGACACGAGCCGGUGCAGCCUGUGCGUGCAGGCGUACCAGCGCUAUGACCAGCACGCCCAGGAGAAAUACGAGGACUUUGAGCUCCUGAGUCAGAAAUACGAGCCGGAGGCAUAUUCGGUGAGGACGUGCAUGGAGCAGUGCAAGACGGCCUAUAAGCCCUGGCUCUGUGCCCAGUACUUCCCCACCACCCAGCAGUCGUGUAAGAAGAAGGUGCCGUGCCGGCAGUACUGCCUGGAGGUCCAGCAGAGCUGUCCGUUCAUUCUGCCGGAUAACGACGACCUGAUCCACGGCGGCAGCCCCAGCUUCAUCUGCACAGGACUCUUGGGAGAUCAUCCAUCAGACAGCGACGCAGAGUGUUGUGACGUCCGAUGGGACUCCAAAAUGGACAGCCCUUCUGGCGGGACUUUAAAAAGGACUGCGUCUUCCUGUCAGCCCGAGGGGGCCUCGGUCACCUCCGCUGCCUCCCCGAGACUGUGCAGCGGGCGACUGAAGAUCUGCCUGCUGGCCCUCGUCCUCCUACACACUGUUAUCGUCAUUUCAGCCUCCCAUAACUCCACAUUGGUGGGCAUGGCUGCCUUUUUCUCGCCAGAGGAGAGUGCUUCUAACGAGGAGUGAACCUUGGGGUCAAAUCAAGGUCGGAGCUCGUAAAGAGUGAUGUCGCUCGAGAGGAUUUUACGGCUUUUACAGUGUCAUGGCCGCCGGGGACACGUCUGGCGAGACGCGGUGGGAAAUGCCUCUUCGAUCUGCCGCUGAUGAACCAUCAACCACAGGAAGUGGGAGGGUUUUAACUGGAGCUAAGGGUGCUGGGACUGGACAUAGACAAACCAAGACGUUUGAGAACCACCCUAAAGAACUGACCUCUCGCCACUUGAAACCUGCUCAUUGUUUCUAUUCCAUCCAAAUGUUUUCUAGCAUAUUGUCCCUCCUCUCCUUCCCUCGCUUCCUUCCCUUCCUUUCUUCCCUCUGUUUUCAGUGUGUGUGUGUGUGUGUGUGGGUGGGUGGCAUCUCAGAUCUUUUCUAGAACCCGACGAUUCAUCAGCUUAUGUUUCUGCAACUAUUGAAACUUUUAUUUUACAGAAUAUACAAAGCAGAAUAUGUUUAUUUUCUUAAGUCAACUUCAACAUAUUUGGUCGUCUGUGCGUUUUCUUUUUUAUGGUUAAUUGGUAAAAUAUGAAGCCUCAGUUCCAUUUCCUUUGCCGAUAUAUCGGUAUUUGGAAUCUUUUACUGCCUCACAUUGGUUUCGGUCGGGCUCUAAUCAUCCCUCUUCACACUUUGACUGCUUUUCGGUGCCAGAAUGUUUUGACAUAUCAACUGUUUCACUUCCUUCUCCACCUCCUGAACUACCUUGUGUGUGAUGUGCUGGAGCUUCUGCCAGGACCAGCUCAUCUCUCCUCACGUGGGGUCUCUGAAAACAAAUAGAUCUUUGUGAUUCCUCUUCUCUCCGAUAUCCAGCUUGGGUUUUGUCCCACGAGAUCCGUUUUUCAACCAAUGACGUGACACGCCUCCAUGUUGUAGGACCUUAAGUGCUCUGAGACUGGUCCACUCGGUCUCCUCGGACUCGUCGGGCCGUGGAGCGAGUUUGGGGGAUGACGGUUCAGCUCGUGGUUACAGGGUGGUGACGUCAGGAGGUGGAGCGGUGGUUAAGCGGUUUACCUCAGACAGCGGAGUCGGGUAUUUACAGUUGUCAUACAUGUGACUGUGAGGACAUGCAUGAAGUCAAAAUACCAGGGGCCUCAUUUAUCUGCCACACGAGUUUCUACAAACAGGAUCCAACAGUUCAUUCAGGUUUUUGUUUUAUUCACUUAGAACAUUUAUCUCUUAAUUGUUUAAAUAGCACUUUAAACCACAGAGUUUAUUCCUUCUAUUCCACAUAUUAAGACGACUUGGACGUUCAAAGGGAUUUCUGUGCCCACAGUAGAUCUUCUGGUGGCGUCUGUAUUCAAAGUGCCUUCAUGUGCACAUGUGAACAGAUGAGAUUUGUUAAAUCCUCCAUAUUCACAUUGAGAACUCGUCCUGUGCCUGGUUUGAUAGAUGAGGCCCGUGAGGCAGAUCGUGGCCGUGGAGCAGAAUCGAGCAGGAAACAGCCGGUGUGAGCGUUCGCUUCGUGGCCGCUCCGCUGCAAGUGUCCAAGAACCAAUCAGUCAAUCAAUCAACCUGUCGACUCUCCAUGUCCCUCACUGGCAAAGGGCUGUGUAAGCGCACGAGCAGUGGGAGGAGUUUUAAAGGGCUGAUCUAUCCCGUUGUGUUGUGUUCUUUUCCUGCAUGGCCGCUGCUGCUGCUGCUGAAGUGCACGUUGACCAUGAGGACAGGUCA